AUGGCAGGACAGAUAUCCCCUUCAGACUGUUCUCAUCUCAUUGACCACAGUCACAUCCCUGAGUUUGAGGUGUCUCCUUGGGUCAAGAUCACUUUGGCCUCAGCAUAUGUCUGCAUCUUUGUUGCGGGCAUCUUGGGCAACAGCAUCACCAUCAAGGCUACCAGGAUCCUGCAGAAGAAAGGCUACCUACAGAAGGAGGUCACAGACCACAUGGUGAGCCUGGCCUGCUCAGACCUGCUGGUCAUUCUGCUGGGCAUGCCCAUGGAGUUCUUCAGUGCCAUCUGGAGCCCAUUCUCCACCCCCAAUGGCAACAUAGCUUGCAAGCUCUACUACUUCCUCUUUGAAGCCUGCAGUUAUGCGACUGUGCUGCAUGUUGCCACCCUCAGCUUUGAGAGGUAUGUGGCUAUCUGCCACCCCUUCAAGUUCAAGGCUCUCUCUGGACCCCGCACAGUGAAGCUGCUCAUCGCCUUUGUCUGGGGGACAUCUGUGAUAGUGGCUCUGCCCCUGCUCUUUGCCAUGGGCACAGAAUAUCCCCUGGAAAUCAUCGAGGGCUACCAAGGUACAACUGCCUGUGUCAAACCUACGCCCAGGCACCACCUCCCUGAGCUGAAGCACAAUAUGACCAUAUGUACCAGCCUGUCCUCCAAGUGGUCUGUCUUUCAGGCCAGCAUCUUCGGUGCCUUUGCUGUGUACGUCAUAGUGCUGGGAUCUGUCAGCUUCAUGUGCCGCAGCAUGAUGAAAACCCUGAUGAUUCACAAGGAAGGAACUGUGGCAGUGAAGGGUGGGCUAAGACACCAGGAGGAAUACCUAAGAAAAAGUGAGACCUCGGAGGGAAAGAGCUCCAGGAGACAUAUCAUUUUAUUCCUGGGACUGAUUGUUGCAACUCUGGCAAUAUGCUGGAUGCCAAACCAGGUUAGGAGGAUCAUGGCUGCUGCUAAACCAAAGCAGGACUGGACUGUCCCCUACUUCAACGCAUACAUCACUCUUCUUCCCAUUGCCGACAUCUUCUUCUACCUCAGCUCGGUGGUGAACCCCCUCCUGUACAACAUCUCUUCUCAGCAGUUCCGCAGCGUGUUUCUGCAGGUCCUCCGCUGCCGCCUGACAAUCCAACAUGCCAACAAGGAGAAGUUUCUCAGAGCCAACCUGAGCUCGAGAGCAAGGAGCAGCCGGUCUCUACGCCCACUGCUCUUCAGCUCUAGGCGCCGUUCUUCUAUACGGGGCAAUAACAAAGUUUUCUUGAGCACUUUUCAGAAUGAGACCCAGCCCAACUGCCGUCUCCAGAAACCAGGUCUUGAACCACCAGAGCCCGGCUUGGAAGUAGUGCCACUAGAGACUAGCUCAGAGCCCACUCCAGAUGCACAAAACGGCCGUUGUGAACAUCAAGUAUGACUUUGUAAGGCAAGGUUAAUGAUUAGCA
Messenger RNA from Athene cunicularia (burrowing owl), 1417 nucleotides. It is a transcript of the gene GPR39, whose product is annotated as G protein-coupled receptor 39. The record is from RefSeq and is a predicted model, not a curated record. The coding region runs from base 1 to 1389 and encodes 462 amino acids. The transcript is spliced from 2 exons. Lineage: Eukaryota; Metazoa; Chordata; Aves; Strigiformes; Strigidae. Gene Ontology annotation, biological process: G protein-coupled receptor signaling pathway. Gene Ontology annotation, molecular function: G protein-coupled receptor activity. Gene Ontology annotation, cellular component: membrane.